AAAAAAAAAUUUCCGUUUUAAAACCACAUUUUAAUGAUACUUACUUGUUGUGAGCUGCGAGUCGCUUCAUUUUUGAUGAAGUAAAAGUUUAGGCAUACCUACAUAAAAAUUAAGUUUAAAAUGAAAACUGAACUUUUUCUUAUUAGUUUUUUGGUAAUUAACGUAAAAUCUGACGUUUGUCUCCCUUCGGUAACAACGGUGAGUGGAUCACGGGCUGGUAAAAUUUUGUGUGCCGAUCAAUUAAUUUUUGAAGAUAACUUUGACACUUUGGAUUUAUCUGUAUGGCAACACGAACAUACUCUUACAGGCGGAGGAAAUUACGAGUUUCAAUAUUAUUGCAACAACAGAUCCAACUCGUACGUGGAGAAUGGUGUUCUACAUAUAAAACCGACGCUUUUAGCUGAUGAAAAAGGUGAAGCUUUUCUGAGCUCAGGCACUAUGCAAAUAUAUGGAGGAACACCAACAGAUCAAUGCACAAAUCCAAAUCAUAAUGGUUGUAGCAGAACAGGUACUCCCGACAAUAUUAUAAAUCCAAUUAAGAGCGCCCGUAUUCGUACGUUUGAAUCUUUUGCAUUUAAGUAUGGCAAAGUGGAAGUAAGAGCUAAAAUCCCAGCUGGAGAUUGGCUAUGGCCAGCUAUUUGGCUGAUGCCUAAAUACUACCAAUACUCAAGAUGGCCAGCGUCCGGGGAAAUCGAUAUAAUGGAAAGCCGCGGAAAUAGAGAUCUGAUAAAUAAGGCUACUGGCGAAAAUAUUGGUUCGAAGUUGGUGGGAAGUACUCUCCAUUUUGGACCAAACAGUAACUUUAACAGGUAUAGGCUAGCUCACUUUGAAGCAUCUUUAUCAGAAGGUUUCAACGCUGAAUUUCACAACUAUCAACUGAGCUGGACUCCAGAUGGAAUCACAUAUUCCAUCGACGAUGAAGUUAUUGGUGCAGUCCAACCAACACAUGGCGGUUUUUGGCAAUACGGCGACUUGAAUAAAACCAACUUGGAAAAUCCAUGGCGUGGGGGCACUAAGAUGGCUCCGUUCGAUCAAGAGUUUUUUUUGAUUAUAAAUUUGGCCGUUGGUGGUAUGUCAUAUUUUCCCGAUGAUGUUAUAAAUCCAGGUGGCAAACCAUGGUCCAAUAAAGCACACAGUGGGGCCACAGAUUUUUGGAAGGGCAGGGAACAAUGGUUACCUACCUGGAAGGAGGAUGGAAGCUACCAUUUUUUAGUCGAUUAUGUAAAAAUUUGUUUUUUGGUGAUUAACGUAAAUUCUGACUUUUGCCUCCCUUCGGUGACAACGGUCAGUGGAUCACGGGCUGGUAAAGUUUUGUGUGCUGAUCAAUUGAUUUUUGAAGAUAACUUUGACACUUUGGAUUUAACUGUAUGGCAACACGAACAUACUCUUACAGGCGGAGGAAAUUACGAGUUUCAAUAUUACUGCAACAACAGAUCCAACUCGUACGUGGAGGAUGGUGUUUUACAUAUCAAACCGACGCUUUUAGCCGAUGAAAAGGGUGAAGCUUUUCUGAGCUCAGCCACUAUGCAAAUAUAUCGAUGCACAAAUUCAGUUCAUAAUGGAUGUAACAGAACAGGUACCCCCGACAAUAUUAUAAAUCCAAUUAAGAGCGCCCGUAUUCGUACUUUUGAAUCUUUUGCAUUUAAAUAUGGCAAAGUGGAAGUUAGAGCUAAAAUUCCAGCUGGAGAUUGGCUAUGGCCAGCUAUUUGGCUGAUGCCUAAAUACAACAAAUACUCAAGAUGGCCAGCGUCCGGGGAAAUUGACAUAAUGGAAAGCCGCGGAAAUAGAGAUCUAAAAAAUAAGGCUACUGGCAAAAAUAUUGGUUCGAAAUUAGUGGGAAGUACUCUCCAUUUUGGACCAAAUAGUACCUUCAACAGGUAUAGGCUAGCUCACUUUGAAGCAUCUUUAUCAGAAGGUUUCAACGCUGAAUUUCACAACUAUCAACUGAGCUGGACUCCAGAUGGAAUCACAUAUUCUAUCGACGAUGAAGUUAUUGGUGCAGUCCAACCAACAGAUGGCGGUUUCUGGAAAUACGGCGAUUUGGAUAAAACCAACUUGGAAAAUCCAUGGCGUGGAGGCACUAAGAUGGCUCCAUUCGAUCAAGAGUUCUAUUUGAUUAUAAAUUUGGCCAUUGGUGGUAUGUCAUAUUUUCCCGAUGAUGUUAUUAAUCCAGGUGGCAAACCAUGGUCCAAUAAUGCACACAGUGGGGCCACAGAUUUUUGGAAGGGCAGGGAACAAUGGUUACCUACCUGGAAGGAGGAUGGAAGCUAUCAUUUUUUAGUUGAUUAUGUAAAAAUUUGGUCAGUUUAAC
Brassicogethes aeneus is the source of this 2311-nucleotide messenger RNA. The record is from the annotation of a GenBank genome assembly. Lineage: Eukaryota; Metazoa; Arthropoda; Insecta; Coleoptera; Nitidulidae.